Quercus lobata is the source of this 366-nucleotide messenger RNA. RefSeq lists its product as uncharacterized. The record is from RefSeq and is a predicted model, not a curated record. The transcript is spliced from 2 exons. Lineage: Eukaryota; Viridiplantae; Streptophyta; Magnoliopsida; Fagales; Fagaceae. The coding region runs from base 1 to 366 and encodes 121 amino acids.
AUGCCAAAUGCUGGUGAGCUACUUUCAAAUGUUGGUGAGGAUAAAAUGAAGGAGUUGUUGGUUGAACCUUUGAAUCAAUUGCAAUCAGAUGACACAAGUGGUAGUAUUGCAUGGGCACUUGACGAUGUGUUUGCCAAAGUGAUGGGUAAGGAGUGCAAAUGUCGUAUUUGUGGGGUAGGAUUUGGUCCAAGCCCAAGUAGCCGAAAAAGCAAGAGUGCUCUCACGGUCCUUCAAAUACAAUCAAGUCAAUCAAGGGACAACGAAGUUGCACAACUGAAGGCUUCAUUGGCUAAGAUGCAGGAGAAAUUGUCCUCUUUUGACAAAAUGAAGGAAAGACUUAGCCAAUUCGAAGAGAUGGAUCAAUGA